GCAUUUGCAUUCAAGACUUGUGAACAUAUCAAUGUGUUAUGGCUUAGUUUAUACAUUACUUGAAUUGUUUUGGGGUGCACUUUGCCACAUUUAUCACACAUCUGAAGUCCGUUUGAAUCAAACCACGGAUCUUGUGUCACUGUGCCAUGGAACUUACUAGUGUGGCUUUGUUCGCUGUUUUCAUAUUUUUGCUGGUCCUUCUAGCUCUAGUUCUCAAACGUCUCGGUCGAAAUGACCUUAACAUAACGUCAAGUUCAUUGGAGGGAAAGACGAUCAUCGUGACUGGAGCAGAGCAAGGCAGAGGAAUUCAUAUCACACUUGAACUGGCGAAGAGAAAAGCGCGUGUAAUCAUGGCGUGUGCAGAUGAAAACAAAGGAAAGACAGCUCGGCAAAAAGUUGUUCAAAGGACAGGAAACACAAAUUUUGUGGUCCAACACCUUGAUGUCAGUAUGAUGUCAUCUGUUCGGUCCUUUGUGGCGUUGUUUAAACUACACGAAAAGAAGUUAGAUAUCCUAAUAAACAACGAGGAAAUGAUAUCCAUCAAGAAAAAGAUGACAAACGAGCAGUUUGAAAUGGUUUUUGCCGCAAACUAUUUUGGACCGUUUUUGCUGACACAUCUUUUGCUAGAUCUGUUGAGGAGAUCCCAAGGGCGCGUUGUAAAUGUUGGCUCCGUUCUACCUAGUUCUACCGUGCUUGACUGUGGGAAUCUUAAAGCAGAGAAAUCUUUCCAUUUUUCAAGAUUUUACGAAUCCAAAUUAGCAUUGCUGAUUUUCACCAAAGAGCUUGCAAAACGAACUAUAAAUUCGGGCGUUGUUGCUGCCUAUGUUAAUGCUGGUCCAACGCAAACAGAACUCUGCCAGGACAUCUCUUGGCUGUUUCUACUUUUUCAGUCAAUUUACUCUGGACAAGGACUAAAGUCGGCGACAAAGGGGGCUCUGUCCGUGCUGUUCUGCGCCCUGGACGACUCUGUACAGACGGGUGGGUACUAUAUUGACGGUCAGCUCAUGGACCAUACACCUUUGGUACCUGCCUCUAUGUACGAUGAGGGACUGGCCAAGAAACUGUGGGAGGUCAGCGAGAGACUCACGGGACAGUCCGAUGUCAUGGGAGAACUGAAUGCACGAUUGGCAAAGCGGGGGCGUGUGGAAUAAUACAAAUACGAUUACCUGGACUUGUUUUGAUCUUCCGUUUUCAAUUCAAUAUCAGUUCUGUCUUUGAAACAACUAUAUAUAUUUUUUUCUUUUUUCUUUUUUGUUGAAACUUUAUGAUAUUACAAAUGUAAACAUUAUUUUGUUUUACUAGUACUCGGUAUAUGAUGUCAAAUAACAUAUAUGUUUUGACAACACUGUGAAGAAAACUUUGCACUCUAUAAUUAUGUAAUCAUAUGCUUUCUGGAUUAAACUUUGAUUGAGUUUUAGAGAAUUGCAAUUGAAUAUUUUGAGCAACUAUUUUCUACUCACAAAGGAAGCAAGUAGAAGGUCAAUUUUUUUAAAGGAAGUAUUUCAGAAUUUGUGUUACGUGAUCUUAAAUGUAGCUUUUUAUUUCCUUCUGUUCAACAUCGUUAUUAUUUUAACUCUUACAUAUGUACUUUGGUAUAAAUUCUUGUUGGUAAUUGUAUAGAAUCUGAGUAGAAGAUUGUGUAUGGGAUAGGGUAAAUAAGGUAAGUGUUUAUCAUAGACUAAUUGACAAUUUAAGAUCAAGCAAAAUUAAGCCAAUACUAAAUACCUGAGUUAUAAGGAAGUUUUGAUACUUUUUUUCUUCCCUCAUGAUCAUGUGUAUAACAUAUUCUUCCUUCAUUUGAUGCAUCAAGAGUAUAGGUAAAGAGGACUAAAAAAUAAUGUUCUUGAGAUUUCCUUAUGGCAAAUACUGUAGUAGGGAUAACGUCAAACGGCAUAAUGUUCCUUAACUUUAACCAUCUAAACAGUUAAACUGCAUAACGUCUCUACAUCAGUUCCGUUGUAUUAUUGAAUUCAAAUAUCAAUAUAUAUUUUUUUAAUUUACAGUAUAUAUUAACUUUUAAACAAAUUCACAUAAAUAGCUCAAUGCAUCUAUGAAGGUCUUUUUACACAGUUACAAUAUGAUGAAUUAUCAUAUUGAAAAGUGUACAGUGCGUGUUUCGAAAAUCCAAUUCCAGUCUAGUGAUAAAAAUAAUUUCAUCACAUGUUUAAAAUUUUUAUUUUAAAAACCUUAAAUAAGAAAAUCGUUAUAAAUAAAUUUAAAGCAAUAUAAUAGUUAAUUUAAAACAAAAUAUUAAAUACAUGUAUAAAUCUUGAAUACAACCGAAUCAUUGUACAAUAGAAGUAAUAUAAAUUUAUCGACUUAUGGUAGUAUACUGCACAGAAGUCAAUAUAUGUACUAGAUACAUCUUGUGAGUACCGAUAGAUGAAGAAUGACUAAUAAUGCUGAAGUAUACCACAACACCAUUACUACAUGAGACAUACUCUAUAGUAUUAAUUUACUGUAAACAAAAAUGCACUCUUUGAUGUAAAAUAAAAUUGGCUUAUACUAGUUUUCUAAGCGUAGAGGGUUUUGCAAAGGUUAACAAUUGAUAAAAAAUCAAUUGCCGGUUGUUGUCUCUUGAAAUUGUCUUGAAACAACAAAGCAUGGUGGUAAUAUAUGUU
Magallana angulata is the source of this 2621-nucleotide messenger RNA. RefSeq names its product retinol dehydrogenase 11-like. The transcript has 7 exons. The coding region runs from base 147 to 1151 and encodes 334 amino acids. NCBI's taxonomy places the organism in Eukaryota, Metazoa, Mollusca, Bivalvia, Ostreida, Ostreidae. The record is from RefSeq and is a predicted model, not a curated record.